Molecule: messenger RNA, 663 nt
Organism: Camarhynchus parvulus
Lineage: Eukaryota; Metazoa; Chordata; Aves; Passeriformes; Thraupidae
Gene: SMDT1
Product: single-pass membrane protein with aspartate rich tail 1
Exons: 3
Coding region: 73-366 (97 amino acids)
Biological process (GO): calcium import into the mitochondrion; mitochondrial calcium ion homeostasis
Cellular component (GO): mitochondrial inner membrane; uniplex complex
Source: RefSeq, a predicted model, not a curated record
CCGCCUCCCCACAAGCCUCGCGAGAUCCCAGGUGGCGCCUGGGCUGGGCCGCGGCUCGGGGCAGGCGGGACGAUGGCAGCGGCAGCCGGGCGGCUCCUGGCGGCCACCGUGGCUCGCUCGGGGCAUGCGGGCUGGGCCGGGCCGGGCCGGGCCCCGGCCGUGCCGCUGGUGCCCUCCCGGGGCGCCACCGUCACCCGCAGCGGCGCCAUUUUGCCCAAGCCGGUUAAGACGCCCUUCGGCCUCCUCAGAGUGUUCAGCGUCGUGAUCCCUUUCCUGUAUGUUGGCACUCAGAUCAGUAAGAACUUUGCAGCCUUACUUGAAGAACAUGAUAUCUUUGUCCCAGAGGAUGACGAUGAUGAUGAUUAAAGGCACUGGAACAGAAGAACAGAAAGGAGAAAGCCAUUGACAAAACAAUGGUUCCAACAUCUGUCACCUGUGUUUUGCCCUUCCCAAAGGGGACAGGGGGCUUUGUAUCCCCUUUUGCCAGUGAGUGUCCUGCACAUCUCUGUAUGCUGGAAAUCUGUAGAUCAGGGUUGAAGGAAGUGCUUGAUAGGCCCUGCAUCCUUGCACACACAUGCUCACCUCAUCAAAGACUGCUUGGGAUGCCUUUAAUUAGCAACAUGGGAAACACUUAAUUAAAGACCCAGAGAUUGACAUGUGCAA